Cercospora beticola is the source of this 1434-nucleotide messenger RNA. RefSeq names its product fungal specific transcription factor domain-containing protein. The record is from RefSeq and is a predicted model, not a curated record. Gene Ontology annotation, biological process: DNA-templated transcription. Gene Ontology annotation, molecular function: zinc ion binding; DNA binding. Lineage: Eukaryota; Fungi; Ascomycota; Dothideomycetes; Mycosphaerellales; Mycosphaerellaceae.
AUGAAGCGAAUGUCAUUCUCGGCCAACAUUCACAGCUCGCCGGACUGUAACAGUCCCUGGCAGUCUUCGACAGAUACCGUUGCCCACGAGGGACGUCAUGCCACACAAAAGACAUAUCCGUUCAGGAACUACUGGACCGCACCUGGAGGCCUGAGUGAGGCAUUGGUGCCUCUUCCCAGCAAACAGGAUGCCGAGUUGAUGAUUGAUAAAUUCUUCCUCCAUGUUGACCCUCUUUAUCCAAUCACCCCACAGGCAGUAUUCAGAGCUAGAGCCGAAAGCUUCUGGGCGUCCUCGCAAGAGAACGCUGCCGAUGCUAUUGAAGUGGCUCUCAUCUACAUCAUUCUGGCCACGGGUCGCUUGUUCAUUACGGACCAAGGCUCUGUCGACCUUGUAUCACCAGAAACGUUCCUCUCUUGCGCAUAUCGCGCACUUUGCCUUUCGUCGUUUUUAAGCAAGUGGUCGUUACAAAGCAUCCAAGUGCUGAUACUCAUCUGCAAUUACUUUGUGAUGAACAACCGCACUGCCGACUCGUGGACAUUCUCGGGCAUCAUUCAGAAACAAGCAUAUGGGCUUGGUCUUCACAAGCUGCCUCCGAAAACUGCCGCUGUGUCUGAGAAGCAGCUUCGCUAUCGCUUGUGGCAGGCUCUUAUGUUCCAGGACGUGUCCCUCUCUUACUAUCUUCAACUAGUGCCGUUGACAUGCCAGCACAGUAUCGACGCAAGCGCACUCUCGAACGUCGAUGAAGGAGACAACCGCCCUGGACUGCGGAUGCAAGAGUUACUCGCGACGGGGCCAGUCGUCAGCGAUCUUGCCUUUCUAACCUGUCAAUCUGACGUGAGCUAUGUUCGGGCGAUGUGGCAGUUCGCCAAAUUCAUGCAGGUGAAUAUUUGUCUCCCUGGGGCCCUGGCGCGACCCGUGGUGAGAGACAGUGCUCACAAAGCCGCUUUGAUCUUGGAACUCCAGAGUCUCUACAAUGGUCUGGACCCACCUUAUAAUACUACGGCCUCCAACAACCACGAUCACCGGACAUGGAGACAGAUAAUCAUGGUCGCGAGCAACUACCAUUUCGCAUUCACUAUGCUCCAUCUGGCUGAAAAUGCGGAGUCUGAUGUCCGACGAGAUUUGCACGAGGCGCUCAAAGCGUCUGCCAAAGCGAUGGCCUGCUUUUUCACACUUAUCGCCGCAGAGCCUCAACACGCGGCAAUGUGGGCUCCUGCAAAUACCAGAGCUUACGCGCAAGCAGUCAUGAUCAAGAAGAUGUUCUCGCUUGUCGACCAGCAGCAGCAACGCGAGGAAGAUCCAUGGCUACAAUUGGUCAAAGGAGAUUUCGAUCGAUAUAUCGACAUACUUGUCCAUACACAUGGCGCACCUGGAUUUGAACAGAUGAAGAAAGAGCGCCUCUCCAAACUCCUCGGUGGACAAGUCAUGAGUUAG